AUGGUUUCAAGAGUUAAAGGAUUUACAAGACAUAAAAUACCAAGACGCAUUCAACAACAAAAUCAAGGUUUAGAGAUACUUUCACUUCACACAUUUACAGAUGCUUCCGAAUUCGCAUAUGGAGCUGUAACUUAUGCAAAAUGUCAAUAUAAAAAUGGCGAAGUUUUUAUUAACCUUAUUAACCUUAUAAUUGCAUUAAUAACCUUUAUUAACUGUAUAAUUUCAGCCAAAUCGAGAGUGACGCUUUUAUCCGCAUUAAGCAUCCUACGAUUAGAACUACUUAGUGCAGUUUUAGGAUUGAGAUUAAGUUACAGUAUCGCAGCAACUUAUAAAAUUGAUAUUAAAGAGAUGACAUUUUGGACAGACAGAAUGAAUUCGAUAUGGUGGAUACAUAAUCAGAGUAGAAAAUUGAAACUUUUUGUGCCUAAUGGAAUCGGAGAAAUUCAUACAGCAACAAACCUAAAUCAGUGGAGAUACGUACCAACAAGGAAAACCCUGCUGAUGACAUAA
Hydra vulgaris (swiftwater hydra) is the source of this 510-nucleotide messenger RNA. RefSeq lists its product as uncharacterized. The record is from RefSeq and is a predicted model, not a curated record. Lineage: Eukaryota; Metazoa; Cnidaria; Hydrozoa; Anthoathecata; Hydridae.